AUGGAGCGAACUAUGGGAGAUGAAGAGAAGAAUUUUCGCCCUGAUAUGGUACUUGAAUCACCAUCAUCGGGGCCAAGCUUUCCAUUGCCUCCGCCGAAAAACACCUUUGAGCGGUUCAACGCCCGUCUGAGCCAGCUCGAUUUCUUCGAGUCGCGCGGUAUCGAGCGUGUUCCGCUCGAUGAGCGCAAGCCCAGAGUAACCUCGGCAGACUAUAUGCAGAUGGCGCUGAUGUGGUUCAGUGUUAACAUCACGGCAAACAACAUUGCCGUGGGGAUGCUGGGUCCGUCAAGCUAUGCGCUGAGCUUUGUCGAUUCGGCCCUUUGCGGCACCUUCGGCGCUCUACUGGGCGCCGCGGGUGUUGCCUACAUGGGCACGUUUGGCCCAAUCAGCGGGAACAGAACCAUGGUCGUGGCUCGGUAUUUUAUGGGAUACUACCCUAGCAAGAUAUGCGCCCUAUUGAACAUUGUUAUCAUGCUGGGGUACGGCAUGGUUGACAGCAUCGUGGGUGGACAAGUCCUCUCCGCUGUAGCUGGAAACCACAUGACCGUAUCUGUAGGCGUGGUUAUCGUCGUGAUCAUCACUUGGGUCGUGGUCCUGUUUGGCAUGCGGCUAUUCCAUGCCUAUGAGCGAUGGGCCUGGGUCCCUCAGCUCGUGGCCGCCUUUGUCCUUGUUGGUAGCGCUGGCCCCAAGUUUGACACCUCAAUCGUGUCUACGGGUUCGACGCAAACAAUCGCCGGCAACCGCCUCUCCUUCUUCUCGCUCUGCCUAUCCUCGUCUGUUGCCUGGGCUCCCGCCGGUGCGGACUUCUAUGUCUACUUUCCCCCUAACACGGACAAGUCGAAAACCUUCAUCAUGACCUUCCUCGGUGUCGGUCUAUCUUUGACUUUUGCCAACUUGCUCGGUGUCGGUCUCGGCUCAGGCGUAGCAACUAAUCCCGACUGGGAGGCGGCCAAUAACGUCUCCUCUGGUGCUUUGAUCCUAGCCGGGUACAACGGACUCGGCGGCUUUGGCAAGUUCCUGGGCGUUCUAGUAUCCCUGGGUCAGGUCGCCAACAAUGUCGCGGGAACUUACUCCGCCUCCCUGGGCUUCCAGAUGCUGGGCCGCUACCCAGCCAAGCUUCCCCGGUGGUUCUGGACCUGCGUCGGCGUCAUCAUCUACCUUGUCUGCGCGUUGGUGGGUCGGAACCACCUAUCGGAAAUUUUCCAGAAUUGGCUCUCUCUGAUGGGAUACUGGGUUUGCAUCUACCUUGUGAUUGCUCUGGAAGAACAUUUAAUCUUCCGCCCAUCGAGAGGCUUCAAAUGGGGGGAUUGGGCCGAUCGCUCCAAAUUACCUAUUGGUCUCGCAGCAUUGGCAGCCUUCUUGAUCGGCUGGGCUGGGUCCAUUGUUUCUAUGAAUGAGGUAUACUACGCCGGGCCAAUAGCCAAGAUGGUUGGCGACAGUGGCUCGGAUCUCGGUAUCUGGGUUGGGUCAUCGUGGGCUAUGCUGACAUAUCCGGGACUGCGAUGGUUGGAGCUAAAAAAGUUCAAUCGUUAA
Messenger RNA from Penicillium digitatum Pd1, 1533 nucleotides. Its product is annotated as purine-cytosine permease family protein. Gene Ontology annotation, cellular component: fungal-type vacuole membrane; plasma membrane. The record is from RefSeq and is a predicted model, not a curated record. Gene Ontology annotation, molecular function: transmembrane transporter activity. Lineage: Eukaryota; Fungi; Ascomycota; Eurotiomycetes; Eurotiales; Aspergillaceae. Gene Ontology annotation, biological process: transmembrane transport.